AUGAAACCCCUUCAAUCUCUUUCUGUUGUCUUGUGCAUAGUUUCUCUCGUAGCCGCUGCCCCUAGAAAACCUCAAGGCUCUUCUGUUGCUGGCACGACCGUUACAAGAGGUGCGCAGACUCUGGUUUUGUCCGAAGUCAAUGGUGUCCCUGGAAAUGAGUGUUUGACUUUCCGCAAUAAUGGUGAAAUCGUCGACGCUGCCUGUGUUAAUACCGCAUCAGACCGACAAAUGACCCCCUCUACCGUCGGAAACAAGAACGUCCUUCUCGUCCAACGUUCCUUCACAGCUGGCUUUCGACCGGAUCUUGUGAAUGUGCAGGCUUGCGUUGGAUUCAAUGGAACAGAUUUCCUUGCCGAGGAUUGCGCUUCUCCGAAUAUUGACUUUGUGUCUUUCACCGGCGGCGAAUUGAAAAGUGCGAGUGGUGCCUGUCAGAGUGGACAUGAUAAUCGUGCUCAGAUCACAGUUGAUCCGACGGGCAGGAGAUGUGCAACUUUUACGAGUACCGUCGUGACUCCUGCGAAAAGCUAG
Molecule: messenger RNA, 528 nt
Organism: Talaromyces marneffei
Lineage: Eukaryota; Fungi; Ascomycota; Eurotiomycetes; Eurotiales; Trichocomaceae
Exons: 2
Coding region: 1-528 (175 amino acids)
Source: RefSeq, a predicted model, not a curated record